Molecule: messenger RNA, 1986 nt
Organism: Strongylocentrotus purpuratus (purple sea urchin)
Lineage: Eukaryota; Metazoa; Echinodermata; Echinoidea; Camarodonta; Strongylocentrotidae
Product: creatinase
Exons: 6
Coding region: 313-1683 (456 amino acids)
Source: RefSeq, a predicted model, not a curated record
ACAAUCAAUGGUGCACGCCCCCGGAAUAUUAUCUUGAGCCUCAAUAUUUAAUCGUAAAACCGUGACCAAAAGGUAUACGACAUUGCAGUUAUUAAAUGGUCAUAAUCUAGUCUGUACAUAUACACUGUCCAAUCACAACUCCUUGGUCUAACGCAGUGUGAAGACAGGUGCAUACGCGGUCGUCGUUAAAAUUAAUAUACAAUUUCGCUCGUGCAUGUGAAGCCUGGGAGUCUGGCCAGGAUAGGUCGUCGUUGGACUAGUUGAAUCGUAGCAGGGUCUGUUCUACAGGGAUCUAAACUAACUAAAGGAGCCAUGUUUGGAAGAUUGGUGAACCGGUGCGUUUCAGGAGUUGUAAGGCGACAGCCAGUGGUUGGAACCCGUAGGCAAGUCGUUCCCCUGAUGUCACAAUGUUCGAAUUCGGCUAGUUACCAUUCUAAAAUAACAACCAUUAGCUCCUCCUCAGAGAUGCCAAAGUUGAUGACCUACGAAAAUGGUGAACGGGCCCAGCCAACCUUCCCACGCGCCGAGAUGCAACGCCGUGUCAACGCCCUCCGAAGCCACAUGCUCGAUCAGGGAAUCGAAGGCGUACUCCUGACGUCAAUGCACAACAUCAAAUACUUCUCCGACUACCUCUACUGCAGCGUCGGUCGUCCCUACGGGCUCGUCAUCACCAUGGACAAGGUGGUCAACAUCGCUGCCCUCGUCGACAGCGGCCAGGCCUGGCGGAGAUCACCCGUGAGCGACGAUGUGGUCAUCUACACGGAUUGGCAUCGCGACAACUUCUGGAGCGCCGUUCGGCACCUGCUCGGCAACGCUUCGGGGAAGAUCGGAGCCGAAUUUGAUCAUAUACCUCAUGGAGGGAAACUAAAGUUAGAACAAGCUGUAUCUCGAGACGACACCGUUGAUGUUGGCAUACCCAUCAUGCAGAUGCGAAUCAUCAAGUCCCCCGAGGAGAUCGCCCUCGUCACAGAAGGCGCCCGCAUCGCCGACUUGGGCGCAGAAGCUGUGGUGUCUGCAAGCGUAGAGGGCGCUAUGGAAUACGAGGUCGCCCAGCAUGCCACGACGGUCAUGAUGCGAGAGGUGGCCAAAUCGUUCCCGGACUCGGAGAUUCGGGAUACUUGGUCCUGGGUGCAGUCUGGUCCUAUCAACUCAGACGGCGCACACAACGCGACCACGACACGGCAACUCAUCAAAGGUGACGGCAUCGUCCUUAACGUCUUCCCUAUGAUAGCCGGCUAUUUCUCGGCGCUAGAACGAACCCUUUUCUUGAACCACGUGCCUUCCGACCGCCAUCUUGAAGUGUGGCAGGUCAAUUGCGACGUUCACCGCCGCGGUAUGGAGCUCAUCAAGCCUGGUGUCAAAUGCUGCGACGUCGCGCUCGAGUUGAACGAGAUGUACCGGGAAAAGAACCUACUCCAGUACAAGAGCUUCGGCUACGGACACUCCUUCGGGGUCCUGUCGCACUACUACGGCCGCGAAGCUGCUCUUGAGUUGAGGGAAGACAUCGAGACUGUUAUACAGCCCGGUAUGGUGCUUUCCAUGGAGCCACAUCUAACGAUACCAGACGGACAACCUGGUGCAGGAGGCUACAGGGAGCAUGAUAUCAUGGUUGUGACUGAAGAGGGCGCCGCUUCGAUUACUGGAUUUCCUUACGGACCAGAACAUAACAUUAUCCACCAAUGAUUGAUUAAUUAAUCUGUUGCUGACCGAUUGAUUCCUUCAUUGAUUCGUUGAAGGGGUCAGGAUCAUAUGUAGAAUUUUUAUCAAAGGUUGUCAUGGUAAAUCAUAAAUAGUCUUGAAAUGAUUUUUAAAGAAUAAAAUGAGGGAAAUUCGAAAAAAAUCUGGACAAGAAAUUUUGAUAUAAGAAAAAUGGUAACACGAAAUAAUUAUUGACAUUUUGAUAUCAAUAUCGUCAUAUCUACACCUUGUUUUUAAAAGACUGUUAAACAAAGUAAAACUUUGAAAUGUUCAAAAGCGAUAUAUAAA